AUGAAACGUAUAGUGGUGCUACUGUUCUACGGAGCAUUAAUCGGGAUGGUGUCCUGCAGAAGAAAGAUUCAAUGUCGAUUAUUGCAGCCGGUCGUGCAGGAAACAACGACAACAUUGGCUCCUCCGGUGCAUAUCAUAAACAGUACCGAGUUUGAGAUGAUUAUGGCGAAGUUAGAUGCGUUAGAUUUACGUCUAGUGAAAACGGAGUUUUCCUUACAAAACACGAUACACGCGAUUGCAAAUGAUAUGUCCAAUUUGGGCCAAGUGGUGGAAAAACUAGCCUGGGUUGCUAGCCAAACUGAACUGUCCAGCAGUUUUGUGGAGCAUCACGUAAAAUUGAUCGAGUAUAAUUUGACAACCCUGCAGAAGGAUGUCAGAGAUGUAUUAAACAUUCAGCAACGUCUUCCGACGAGAAGUUACAUCGAGAAUGCGUUGGUGAAAUUGAAAUUCGCCCCAUCAAUGCAGACCGUAGAGCCGAUGACGGAAGACAAAGUGCAAAUGAUGGUGGAAACUAUGCAUUCCAUAAUGGAUGAACCGACCUACGAGUACUGCGACCAGCUGCCAGAAAAUAGCACAUCCGGUGUCUAUAUAAUUCAACCGGAUGGCGAUUUCCGUGAUCCAAUGAAAGUGUUUUGCAAUCAGACUUUUAUGGCUGGCGGUUGGACAGUGAUCCAAAACCGUUUCAAUGGAACGGUAAAUUUCUAUCGAGAUUUUCAAGAGUACACACGUGGAUUUGGUAAAAUGGACGGCGGUGAAUUCUGGCUGGGGCUUGAUCGAAUCCAUCGAUUGACCUACUCGGCCCCGCACGAAUUGGUGGUGGUCCUUGAAGACUGGGAAGGUGUUUCGAAGUAUGCGAGAUACGAGAACUUUGAGGUCGCUGGAGAGUAUGAGAAUUUUAAAAUAAACCAUCUCGAUGGAUACUACGGGACAGCAGGAGACUCGAUGAGCUAUACUGUGAACGGAUAUUUCACCACUUUCGAUCGGGAUCAUGACACCAAUGAGAAGGACAAUUGUGCCAUCAAGUAUCACGGGGCUUGGUGGUACAAAGCUUGCCAUUCGGGCAACUUAAAUGGAAAAUACCUACGAGGCAGUACAACCGAGUUUGGUACUGGAAUGAAUUGGAAUACUUUUCAUGGAAUGAACUAUGCGUUGAAGUCAUCGAUGAUCAUGAUCCGAAGACGAAUGGAUAUGAUUUCGCUGGAAGCUCAGCGCACACACAUUGUGCCCGAGAAUGUUACAGCGAAAAGCGAGGAAACCGAAAAAAUAAAUUCUAUUGAAUAA
Messenger RNA from Sabethes cyaneus, 1281 nucleotides. Its product is annotated as techylectin-5B-like. The record is from RefSeq and is a predicted model, not a curated record. NCBI's taxonomy places the organism in Eukaryota, Metazoa, Arthropoda, Insecta, Diptera, Culicidae. The transcript is spliced from 3 exons. The coding region runs from base 1 to 1281 and encodes 426 amino acids.